ACUGAGGUUCCUGAUAAGCCUGAAACAUCUGAUAAAUCAAAACUUGAUAAGUUGCUCGAAGGUGGAAAUAUUACUCUCAACUGUUUGAUUCCUGGUGAAGAAGCAAGGGAUAUCUUCAAAGUAACGAUAUCUAACGCUAAUAACAAUCGAGUUUCUUCUCUCGCGAAGGCAAUCAGAAACUGUCGUCUAGAUCAAUUUCGAGAUAUUAAUUCGACCAGAUUGGUUUUAUAUAAGAAUAAAUCCGAAGCCGACAGGGUCAUAAUCCAAAACUUAAGAAACAACAAUGUGGCUAUAUUGGAUGUAGAAUGUCGUUCGACUGGUAGGAUCCUUGGUGUAAUCGAAGUUAAGAAAGAAGAUUUUAUGAAGGAGUUCACCCAGGCAUCUGUUCAGAUGGAGUCAACCUUGACUCGUAAACGCAAAGCCGAAGAAAUCGAUAAUGGGCAAGAUGUAGAUAGGGUGUUUGGGAUUAUUACCGAUGCGUCUGAAUGGUACUUUAUGGAGUGUACGCUAGAUAAAGAUGGGAAGCCAUCAUUUGCAAUAUCGAAACCUGUGAUCGUUGUAUAUGACGAUGAGAAUUUGCAAACUAAGGUGGAAAAGGUCCUCGGGCAUAUUGUGUGGUUAUUAGAGGAGGCACAGAAGCCGGUGGAAGCUUCGCAAAGUGGUCAAACAUAUUCCAGAUGUCCCAGUCAAUGCUGA
Messenger RNA from Funneliformis caledonium, 696 nucleotides. Lineage: Eukaryota; Fungi; Glomeromycota; Glomeromycetes; Glomerales; Glomeraceae. The record is from the annotation of a GenBank genome assembly.